AUGCAUUACGAAGAAGCAAAUUUAUCAGAAACGGGAAAAUUUGUUCAUUUUCGAUCCGAUGCAAUCCAUGAUGAUGUGGCUAGAAACAGCUCGAAAUUAUUAGAAAGGAUAAAUCCUCAUAGCUUUGGUCUUAUCAACGAAAAGAGACCUCUCGUUCUGAUGCUUUAUAUCUUCAUCAUUUCUGCACUGAUUAUAGCAGCUGUAUUAUCGACAAUACACGUUUAUAUCACCGAAAGACGAUUUUGGAAAGAGAAAAAAUUACUUAAAGCUAUGUUUCCUGAAUGA
Dracunculus medinensis (Guinea worm) is the source of this 285-nucleotide messenger RNA. Lineage: Eukaryota; Metazoa; Nematoda; Chromadorea; Rhabditida; Dracunculidae. The record is from the annotation of a GenBank genome assembly.